ACCUUCAUUGUUAUAAUCUCAUCGCCGUUAUUUUUAGACUUUCAACCGCCAAACCCUCUCUCCUUUCGAAUUAUCACCCUCAUCAUCAUGUCCUCAGUUUUUCUUCUUUUCCUUCUCCUGUGUCUUUCUUCUUUGCAUGCCUGUAAUGCCCGUAUUCUACUCUUUAGUACUGAUGAGCAAAUUAGCAGUAAAAUCUACCAUUUUGCUGAGGAUGUAGGGAAGGUAAAACCUUUCGAAACCUCAAGUACAUCAAAGCUGAAACCUACAUCAAAGCUGAAGCCUUCCAUCCCAGGAGAAUAUCAAACACUGGAAUUAGAAUCCAGAAACAAUGAAAGAUUCACUCGUGAGAAUUGUGAUGGUACUGUUACCACUUCCAAGCAAAAAAUUCCAAAUGCAAGUUUGCGGAAACAAGAACCCGCCGAUAGAGAAAACACAGAAAGUGAGAUUACAAAAUCUUUUGCUCCUACUGAGUUGCAGCAAUCUAUUAAAGAAAAGGGGCUGAUCAAGGGGCAUGCACGCUCAAUGCACGGAUCUGCACCACAUGAUACAGAGGAAGCCCUUGAUUUUAAGGAAAAUGAUGCUGUUGAUGAUGACAUAGUAGUGAUGGAUUAUGCACAACCUCACCGAAAGCCACCCAUUCACAACGAAAAACCCUAGAUCAUCACUUUCCACCUUCCUCUACAAACUCUAUAAAUAUAAUAUAUAUAUAUAUAUAGUACAUUAUUUUUUGUACUUUUUUUUUUCGGUUCUAAAAUGCAAAAUAUGUAUACUUCCAAGUGCUUUGUCAUUAUUAUUAUUUCUUUUUAGUACUGAAUUAUAUAUAUAUAUAUAUACAAUCCAGUUACUAUCAAGAUAUCUUGAUGAAAUUUGGUGUGGAAACCAAUGUACUGGAACAAACUUGUCCUGCAAUAUGUUGCAAGAUAUUGGCGUCUGUACCAAAUUUU
Molecule: messenger RNA, 944 nt
Organism: Ziziphus jujuba (common jujube)
Lineage: Eukaryota; Viridiplantae; Streptophyta; Magnoliopsida; Rosales; Rhamnaceae
Exons: 4
Coding region: 88-657 (189 amino acids)
Source: RefSeq, a predicted model, not a curated record